This is a messenger RNA of Anas platyrhynchos (mallard), 10084 nucleotides long. Lineage: Eukaryota; Metazoa; Chordata; Aves; Anseriformes; Anatidae. The record is from RefSeq and is a predicted model, not a curated record.
AAAUGCUCGUGGCAUUGUGCAGGAAGGGGUGGGAGUAAGGAAGAAAAGGAAGAACAGAGUGCUGCUUUUAGAGGAAGUACUUGUUUAUGCUAACCCAAAGUGAUUGAGAAACCUAUAGCAUAAGCAGUGUGAGAGGCUGGCUGUGUAUUUUAUGUUACACCUUUGCAAGCAGCAGGCUGUAAGGCCAAAAUUCCCUUGCUAGUGAAGCUGGCUGGCCUAGAGAACAGAUUGCUGAUAAAUCUGAAGCUCUUCGUGCUGUGGGGAGGUCGCUUCCAGCUGCUGCUACCCCAGGGGUGGCCACCAGGCCUGUGGCAGAUUUGUAGAAGACAGGGACGGUGAGGGAGCCACCUGUUUCGGUACAAAAUUAUCUGGAUUCAUCUCCUGGAACCGUUUUUGGUGUUUUGAGAAGGGACAAAUCCAUGUGAGGUGUCAUAUCCGUGGCUGCAGAAGGAUGAAGGAUGAGGGACAGCCUUUGGUAGCCGCCUUUUCACAGCAUCACACUAUUGCUCUGCUGGUGUUUGAGGGGACUGGAGCUCCAAAUGCCAGCAAUUUCCUUGGACAAAUGCCAUUCUCCUCUUUCAAAAGGCACGGGCCCAAACAAUGCAUCAUCCUGCAGGGCCGUCAAACGCCGCAGCAGAACCCAGCCUCCUUUUUGCAUUUAAUCCCAGAAGGAAUAACAAAUGAUGUUUGUCUCCAGCGCAGAGGUGGAAGUGUUCAGCCAAACGUUUAUUUAGUCUGAGAAAAAGCCAGAUGCACUCCGAAUGCCUUUCUUUCCCAUGCUAACAUCAAAGCUGCACUUCAGCCACUCGAGAUAACUUUUCAAGGGAUGGCCAGGUUACUAGAAACUCGAGCAUAAACCAAGUUGAUGAGUACAUGGGGUGACUGGUCAGUUAGAGGCUUGCUAGCCUAACGUAAUUCCCAAGCUGAAUAGUGUGGCUAGCAGCGUGUGUGGCCGCGGGGUGUGCUCCUUGAAGAACUGAAGGAGGGUAAUGUGCAAGAUCCUGGAAGGAAGGCAGGCUUCUCGUGUUAGACUGGCACCUCCUGGACUCUUUUUUGAGUCAAACAAUUGGAUAUUUUGUGAAAUAUGCUUGCUUGUUUUUUUGUUGUUCAUGAUUUUUAACUGUUUUCCCUGUGAAAUUAGUGAAGAACAAGGGAAAGGCAGGGGCGUUGGUAUGCAAGGAUGGCUCAAGGCAUCUCCAUCCUUUGUUCCAGCACCGAGAAGAUGAAACUUCACAAACUGCAGAGUCUUUGAGACAGGACAAGUGCUACAUAACUCGAAAACAAGGCCCGGGUGGCAAAGAGUGUGUGUGCAAUCACCUGAAGUGUGCUGCGUGCAUCGUAGCUUCAUUAAGGUCGCAGGCUCUGGCCCUGGCUCAGAAUAUCCUGUUGCUCGUCGAACAGUACAUUCCUACUCCUUGUGAGCCAGAGCUAUCUGGGAACAUGUAUUAAAAAUAGUUCAGUCUUAAAAGAUUCGGGCGGCACCGCUGCUAACCCCCCUUUAUGCUCUAUUUUGGGACCGGUGGGUGUAGUGCCCAUCACCUGAUCUCCAGACCAUGGUGUCAGGGAUGUGAAAACACUGCUGGUCAACCUUGGAGCCCUCACCAAGGCUGGGAAAUGUGAGAGAAGUCGUUUGACUCAUGCCUGGAUGGGAGAGAGCACAGAUUUAUCAGAUUAGAAGAGACCUGAGCAGCUUUUGUAAACGUCUGCUCACAGGUUAGUCCUCUGAGUUGCCUUUGAGGUGUCAGCCUCCCCUUUCUUGUUUGUACCAUGUGCAGCAGGGCCAGAGGUCAAAGUAAAAACCUGCAGGCAGGUUGGAGAAGAGUUGGUGUCAUCAAAUCUCCUCCAAUAUACGUUUUACAAGCGUGCAUAUUUCUGCACUGAAGCUCCUGCUCAUACCCACCUCCAUACAGUGCCCGAUGUUAACCCCUUUGUCAGGCCGAGACACUUCGUUCUACUUUUUCAUUCUUUGUGAGUCAUCAAAACGCCUCUUAAAGCGUUGGGGAAAGUACACCGAGAGUGCGUGGCAUAUGGGGUACGCGGUCUCGUCCUCCUAAGGCACAUUUUGAAGUGAGUUUGGGUGCUGCGUGGCCUGAUGUUCCUGCCCUGCUUGAGUGAUAGGUAGAAGAUUAAUCAGCCGCUCGAUGGGGAUUAACAGUGGAGCACCUCUUUGUGUCGCCUUUCCACCUCUCUGUAGCAAGAAGAACAACUUCAGCACUUCUUCAAUAAUAAUUAUGAAACUGGUAUUAACUGAAUGGCAAUUAUGGAUUUUUAACUCUAACUCUCAGUAAACCAGCAAGCCAUAUGUUGAAAUUCCUACCAAAUAGCUUUUCGUCCUUGAUGUCUCGUACCUGUACAAGAAGUUGCAAGAUUCCUGUUUGUACAAGAGGAAUAUAAGCGUUUACUUGCCUGAGGAACAGAAGCUGAACGAGAAGACACCCUGACUUGUUUGUGGAGUUAUGGUAGUAUUAUUUAUAUAGAUAUAACAAAGAGAGAGAUAUAUAUAUAUAUUUUUAUGGUAAUGAAAAUGGCUCCCCAGAAUGCUGACUCGGAAUCUAUGCAAGUUCAAGACCUACCUGUGGCCCAGCUUCAGAAAGCAGAAACCAAGGAGAACGAAAGCAGAGAGGAGACCAUUAGCGAAGGGUCCAUAGACCGGAUCCCCAUCCGCCUGUGGGUGAUGCACGGCGCAGUCAUGUUUGGCAGGGAAUUUUGUUAUGCCAUGGAGACGGCUUUGGUAACGCCGGUGUUGUUACAGAUCGGUCUUCCUGAGCAAUACUACAGCCUCACUUGGUUCCUGAGCCCCAUCCUGGGCUUAAUCUUCACUCCGCUUAUAGGCUCAGCCAGUGACCGCUGCACGCUGAGCUGGGGCCGCCGGCGGCCUUUUAUCCUCGCUCUCUCCAUUGGUGUCCUCUUUGGAGUUGCACUUUUCCUCAACGGCUCUGUUAUAGGUCUGGCUAUUGGCGACGUCCCGGACAAGCAGCCCAUCGGUAUAGUUCUCACGGUGCUUGGCGUUGUGGUGCUGGACUUCUGCGCCGACGCAACGGAAGGGCCAAUUCGGGCGUACCUGUUGGAUGUGGUGGACAGCGAAGAGCAAGAUAUGGCCCUUAACAUCCACGCCUUUUCAGCUGGUCUCGGAGGAGCAAUCGGUUAUAUGUUGGGAGGGCUGGACUGGACGCAGACCUUCUUGGGUGUUAUUUUUAAAUCUCAAGAGCAAGUCCUUUUCUUCUUCGCAGCCAUUAUUUUCUCAGUCUCUGUUGCUCUCCACCUUUUUAGCAUCGAAGAAGAGCAAUAUAACCCUCAGCAGGACAGGAUGGAUGACGAAGGAGACACCCUCUCGAGUGUCAAAUUCAGCGGCAGCCUCCCCCCUCUGAAUCGGCUGAACGUGAUCAGUGAGGAGGAGCCGUACGGAGCCUCGAUGUUCCACGACGAGGUGCAGUCUGAGCAUGAUCUCAACAUGGAGUUCCUGGAGGUGAACAUCGUGAGGAGUAAGAGCGACUCCGUUCUGCACAUGCCCGACGCCACCUUGGAAAUCGAAUCGGAGCUGCUUUUCUUGCAUGACAUCGAGCCCUCAAUUUUUCAGGACGCUUCGUAUCCAAACACCCCCCACAACACCAGCCAGGAGAUGAUGAAGUCCAAACUGAACCACCUCGCUCCUUUCCUCAGGGACAACGAGAAGGAGGAGGAGAUGUUGCUUGAUAACCGCUUGAACGAAGACAAAGUCCCGAACGCGAACGGCUCCCUGCGGAAAGACUUCCUCAACGGCCACGCUCGAAUAGGCAUGAAGCAGUCCAGCACUUCCAACUCCAUGCGGAGGCGGAGGCACAUGUUCUACCGGCAGCCCUCCUACACCUUCUCCUACUACGGCAAAAUCGGCUCGCACCGCUACCGCUUCCGCCGAGCCAACGCCAUCGUCUUGAUCAAGUCCUCGCGCAGCAUGAACGACAUCUACGACAUGCAGAAGCGGCAGCGACAGCGCUACCGGCACAGGAACCAGAGCGGCGCGACGAACUCGAGCGGAGACACCGAGAGCGAGGAAGGGGAAACCGAAACCACCGUCAGGCUCUUGUGGUUGUCGAUGCUGAAGAUGCCAAAGGAGCUGCUGAGACUGUGCGUUUGUCACCUCUUAACGUGGUUCUCGAUCAUUGCUGAAGCUGUGUUCUACACGGAUUUCAUGGGCCAGGUCAUUUUUCAGGGCGAUCCAAAGGCCCCUUCCAAUUCAACGGAGUUACAUGCCUACAAUGCGGGGGUUCAGAUGGGAUGCUGGGGGCUGGUGAUUUAUGCUGCUACUGCUGCCGUUUGUUCAGCCUUGUUGCAGAAAUACUUGGACAACUACGACCUUAGCAUAAAGGUGAUCUACAUCCUGGGCACACUGGGUUUUUCUCUGGGCACUGCAGUGAUGGCGAUGUUUCCCAACGUGUACGUCACCAUGAUCAUGAUCAGCACGAUGGGAAUAGUCUCCAUGAGCAUCUCCUACUGCCCCUACGCGCUUCUGGGACAAUACCACGAUAUUAAAGAGUACAUUCACCACAGCCCCGGGAAUUCCAAGCGAGGAUUCGGCAUCGACUGUGCGAUUCUGUCGUGUCAGGUUUACAUCUCCCAGAUCCUCGUGGCCUCCGCCCUCGGCGGCGUGGUGGACGUGGUUGGCACUGUCAGAGUCAUUCCCAUGGUGGCUUCGGUGGGAUCCUUCCUGGGCUUUUUGACAGCCACCUUCUUGGUGAUAUACCCCGAGGUCAACGAAGAGCCGAAGGAAGAGCAGAAAGGACUGGGUCCUCCAGAGACCACCGAGGGCAGCAGCACGAGCGCGGAGAAGCCGACAGUGCUGAAGCUCACGCGCAAGGGCACCGCCGCGUCGGAGCUGGAGGGCGAGUCAGCCGUGUGAGGCUUCACCACAUUCCAGGGAGUGCAGGUGCAGGAUCAAGAACUUUCUUUUCUUUUUUUUUUUUUUUCCAGGAAAACGAAUUAGGAUCUUCACUACUUGUAGCUAAAAUUGCAGAAGAACAGGCAGUUUCAUGCAAAAAUGUAAAUGAAAUUCUGUAGUCCUUACUCUAGGUUUGAACAGGUAGCUAUGAUGCUAAUUGCUUUCUCUACAACUUAGAAAUGUCAUUUCUGAACACUUUUUUAUUGCGAAUACAUUUAGAUUUCAAAUAAGUUUUAUUAAUCUGCAUGAGACUCACAGUGUAUACAAUUAGCAGUUAGAAAAAAUAAGUUUUCGGCUGUUUUAAAACUAACUCAAAAUGGAAGCUAUCUCGACUUCUAGUCUCUUGCCAUUUUUUUUUGUCUGAACAUUUCAGAUUUCACUAAUGCAGUAGCUGAAUCCAACGCUUUGACACCUUGACCAGUUGUUAUUUUUUUCAGGAGCGUGUUAUUGGUCUGACAGCUACAGUUCUUUAACAUGAAUUUUAGAUUUUGUAUUUUCGUUCGUGCAAUUACUACAGAAUAGUUUUAUUUUCACAAAAAAAAAAAAGAAGCAAUUGCUGCGGUUUCUAAGAAACUGCUGCGAGUCCUUUUGGUCAUACUGUCCACCAGCUGCUCCCACGUCUGCUGCUUGGCCCAGGCGGGUGGCGUUGGGUGCGUGAUGUGAACCAGAGGUGGAAGGAGCAGCGGCUGGGAGAGGCGGUCGGCACUCGCAGGUUUUUGUCACGAGUGCUGAGCUUUGUGAAUGUCUUUGGAAAUAACGCUGUGACAAUUUCUUGCUGGGAGUUUCGUGUGCCCAUGAGCUCUGGGGUGUUCUCGGCGUUUAAACCCAAUCAUCUCUGGAUGAAGCUGCCAUGGGGAAGGGUUGUCUGUGGGGUCAGCUUGGUGGGAUGGGGUGUGCGAGUCGUCACCCGUGGGGAAAGGAAAGCUGUUGCUUAAUUGCACUUUUUCUGAUCCUUUAACCCCUCGGCUGGGAAGGCAGCAGCCAGGGGAAGGGCACAGUGUCAGGCCUACCUCUGUGACUUUGUGGCAUCAUCUGGUUGUGUAAAAAUCCGUGUCGGAAACAGUUUUUAGGCCUUAAAAUCCAACCCACUAGCGUGUGUUGCUGUUCCAGGCCGUGUGUCGGAGGACAUGUAGGCUGGUCCAAUUCCAUCAGCACAACCUCUGUGCCCCCUUCCUUGAUUCAGGACAUAGCCACAGUGCAAAGACAUUUGCUGUGAAGAGCUUCAAAGAGCUGUGCUAAUCCGAUUUAAAACCUGAUCGGGAUCGCUGGCAGUUCCCCAGUCCAUGGGCAGACGAAGCUCAGAGAUCCGGCAGCCGUUUAAAGCAACUUCAGGACCCCAACUUCCACCCGUCGUCUUCUGAGAAGCGUUUGUGAUGCUAUUGACCCAUUUUCGCGUGGACCUACAGGCUGCAGCCCAUCCGUGGGCUAAGCAGCCGACUCACACAGCUCCUCGUGAGAUUCCUGCUGCCUCAAACUUCUUCUACUACAGUCCUUUAAACCUGCAUGUGGAAAUCAUGCUGCAAUAUAGUCAGUCAAAAGAAAAAGAAAAAAUCUAUAUAUAUAUAUUUCCAAAUGAGAAGCAGUUUUUAACAAAUUACUUGAAUUGUCGAUGUAUUUAAGAAAUGUUUCUUUUGGUAUCUUCAAAGUCGACGUGCGGUCUCAGCUGGCAUCACCAACGAAUUCCUGGUGUGGUUUCCAGCUGAAGGCUUUCGGUUGGUGCCGACGUCUUUAUGCUGGCAAGGGUGACGAUGUCGUGUAAUCGCACAAGACUUUUAUUAUUUUUUUUCUCAAAUGUCUCAAAAAAGUCUUUUUUUUUUCUUUAAGGUGAUUUUUUUUUUUAUUUAGGACACAUACUGUGAACUGUGUUCGGACAGGGGAGUAGUACUACUGAAAAACACGAGACCUUACUGAAGCAAUCAGUUGCGAGAAACGCUUUAACUGACCUUCUGCCGUGAAUUUGAUCAUCUCAGUUACAUUUAAUAUAUUCUGGUGAUAUUCCUAUCUAACAGAGCUGCGCGUUGUAUUUCACCCUAUAACUGGCAUUCAUGUAAAAUACAAACUGAGUUAGACGUUCUAAAGCGGCUUUAAUAUUUUAUUUUGAAAACUCCUUGAAGAUUCUGCUUUCGGUUCAACGAACACUGUCGAACGCUCCUUAUUUCAGUCUCUACUUCUCAAAAGGUUCUUCUACACUUUGAAAACCUGCUGAAAAUCUUCUGGUCAGCGCCAGCCUUCCCCCGUUUUCCCCCCGGUCGUGGUUUCGGUAAUUGUGAAUGUAGCUUCAGCCCAGGCGUUGCUCCAGGCAGCGCCUUUGUAAGCCAAGAUUUCUUGCACAGGGAACGCAAAACAGUUUUGGGGUUGAGGUCACGCUCUUUUAUUUAGCUUUCUCGGCCGGGGCGAGCGGUGAGGAGGGAGAACGACAUUUCCAGCCCAGGGGGGUUCAGUCGCAGGCAGAGCAGGGCCAGCUUUGUCCCAGGCAGCGUUUUGCUGAGCCUCGUUUCAAAGAAUUGGAUGUUAAAAGCCAGAUUUGGGAUUGGCUAUGGGGUUCUUUAAUUACCCUUCACGACGCAGAAAGUACGCACACCGCCUUGGAGCAGGAAGCUCUAUUUCACUGCCCUCUAAAGCCAAAGGAAAUAAUUACCCAUUGUAAACAGGCUGAAGUAUUUGUAGUGUUGCCAGAAGAAUUAACUGGGGGCAGCCCCUGCCAAAGUAUCUCCUCCUGUACCUCGGCCAGCCCGUGAAACCACCGCGCUGACUUCCAGUGCGCUCGCCAGUGAUGGUUUCUGACGUCUGUCAGAGAGAUAAAUGCUUUUUUCUGGAAUUUCUGAGAGUUUUCUUAGCCCCGGCACUGCUCAGGGUAGAGUGGGCACUCAUUUGUGUUUAGAUGUGUCCCUUACCUUUAUUUUGAUACAGAAAAGAUGGGUUUUGUCACAAUUCAAAGCUAAACGAGUAUGAUUUUAUGUCUUUAUUACAGAAGAGAGAGUUGAGGGGGCUUUGUUUUUUAUUCCUGGUGAUAGUAAGUGUCAUUUUUGUUUGCUGGUAUUACUGUACGAGCUCAUCCUGCGUGCUCCGUGUCCUGGGACCUUCAUGCAGUCGUCUUGAGGCGCAGUGGUUUCAUUCCGAGUCGUUCUAUACUGUAAACAAUUUUAAUGUUUUGCUGCGGCCUUUCUGACCUCCAGCACCUCUGCAUCAGGCACCGUCAGUGCUCAGUUUCUUGAGUGUUUUCGUGAGGACUUUGUGGUCGGUGAGCUGCGCGUGGGUAGGAAUAGCCACAGGGAGGCAGAGAAGCUCCAAGCGAUGCGCUCAGCAAGGCGUAGUAAGGAUUUUGCACUGCUGGGUUAUCGCAAGAGCCCAGUCAGGUCUGAACCGCUUGCGGCUGGCAAUUUGAGAUUCCAGAAGCAAUAAUUUCUUAGGAAUGUUUCCCUUCCUGCUGGUUAGACGACGGUCAUAGAGAUUUAUUACCUACAUAGCCUUUUCGGAACACGACUCCGGUCGUUUCAGAGCAGCUGGCAGUAAGCAGGCACCGAAAGCUGCGGGUUGUUCAUCAUCGGGAGGGAGGAAGCCAGUAAAUCCAGCAGAGGUUAGCGCUCCCUGAAACACGCGCUGUCCUUUUCCCCUCGCCUUGGGAGCCCAAGGCGACUGUACUCAGCAAGGUUUUCAACUGAGUUCUUCCAGCUUUUCCCUCGUCCUAGCCCGCUGCGCGACGAGCUCGGCUACACGUAUAGACCUUAUUUAAAUCACUAAGUAAACUCCUGCAUGAUACUCCAAGCACAUGUAGCAGCUUCGGCAUCUGAAGUAUCUAUUGUGAAAGAGAAGUCGGUUUUCUUUGCAGCUGUUUUGUCCUCGUUUCCUUUUCAUAGGCCAAAUAAAUGUUAAUGAACACCAAAUGUUGCACAGAAAUGUUGUUAAUGACUGUGUAGAAGAAAUACCAAACUUUAUUUUUCUUUGCAGAAACUUUUAUGGUUACAGAGAGUUCUCUAGCUGUUAUUCUUAAGCGACAAAGCUGAACGUUUGUAAAGCGCGUUGAAAAAGUGGUCAUUUUAAAACCAGGGGAGCUACCCAAAGUUUUCUGUUUCUCAUGUUGCAUCCAGAACAAGAGGCGAGCUGCAGCAGCCUCUUUGGUUUCAGCAGCCUGGCCAGUUAGAAAGGGUGUUUCAUAAUAACCAAGGGGCUCAGGCUUUCAGCCUCGCACAGGGAAACACGGGCACUCCGACAUUGACCGAAAUUACAGUAGUUUAGUGGCAAGCAUUUACACCCCAAAAAAAAGAGAAUGUUUUCAAAUUUCUUCUCAAAUUCAUUUUUCUUCUCAAAUUUAAAGGCUUUUGGCACAGUUACGACCUGCUAAAGCUUUACAGAAAAGCCCGGACAUGGGUUCAUUUUGACAUAUUCUACCACGUUCUGAAAUUGUCUGACAUUUCCGAAAUUUCGGAGUUGUGGGUGGAGCUCUAGGAGCAUUGCCUUGCUCAGCCAGGCAUUGCCCACACCUAUUCAAUCCUCAGCGAUAGCCAAAUUGUAGUAAACAGCCCCAAAACCAGGAAGACUUCUCUCUUACCACAUUGGCACUUCCCGAUGAUGAUUUUCUUUCGGAUGUAACAUGAACACUAAGCCCUUUUGGUAGCCAAAUGACCAGCUUCUUUAAAAUGCCUCAUAUUAAUACAAAGCUGCAUAUAGGCAUCUCAUAGCGGAAAAAAAAAUAAAAAUAAAAAGAGAAUAUUUAGUUCCUUUGUGAACUGGCCAUAUGACAACUACUUUUUUAUCAACUUAUUAAGUUGGGGCACUAUAAUAGCUCUUGCUGAGUUUAGCAAUGUUUAUAAGCAUGUGUUAAACACAUAAUGUUAAGUUUUAUGAGGAAAAAGGGAUAAAGAAAAGUAAUGUCACAGAUGAAUGUUUGAGUGCAUAGACGGCAUAAUGUAUGUAUGUUUUUUAUUUCUACACUGUUGAGCUUAUUUUCUGUUUUAAGGUCAAAAAAAAAAAAGAUUUGUUGCAUGAGAACUGUUUUAUUGUGUUCUGCACUUUCUGUUCUUUUUGUAUAAUCUCGAUUUAUUUUUUUUCAUUUACGCGUAGAAAACAACAACAACAAAAAAUCAAUUUAGAGCUAUUCUACUUCACGAGCCGUUGUGUUCCGAUCUGUUGUUCUGAAGUUCGAUCUUAAUAAACAUUUCAGUAAGAGUU